Molecule: messenger RNA, 3552 nt
Organism: Eleginops maclovinus (Patagonian blennie)
Lineage: Eukaryota; Metazoa; Chordata; Actinopteri; Perciformes; Eleginopidae
Gene: slc30a1a
Product: solute carrier family 30 member 1a
Exons: 2
Coding region: 341-1807 (488 amino acids)
Biological process (GO): detoxification of zinc ion; intracellular zinc ion homeostasis; zinc ion transmembrane transport
Cellular component (GO): membrane; endoplasmic reticulum; Golgi apparatus
Molecular function (GO): calcium channel inhibitor activity; zinc ion transmembrane transporter activity
Source: RefSeq, a predicted model, not a curated record
GUUUACCGGCUCGGGUGCAAAGUUUUAGCCGUCUGCAAACGGGAGCUCGUCGGCAAACGUUUCUAGAAUACGCUGGUAUCGAACACGGUCUACCCACAAGGUUACUAGACUCGUUUGGAUUAAUGUGUGCCUGUGGUUGUGCGUAUAUGUAUCCUGGUGAUGCUGCCGUCGCUGGAUAACAGCAGUGUGUGAAGACGCUGUUAGCAUCGAUCGUAUUGUCUCAGGGAGCCAGCUAGCUUACGGUUACGUUAGCUUGUUGUAAACCGGAGCGCUAGCUAGCUGAACACACUGGGAAACCUUUUAUCUGUUUUUACUUACCAAGGACUGCUAGAUAGGGAAAAUGGCCUGCGAGCCUAACCGUGUCCGGCUGCUAUGCAUGCUCUCAUUGACUUUUGGGUUUUUCAUCGUGGAGGUGGUGGUCAGCCGGAUGACCGCCUCUCUGUCGAUGCUCUCGGACUCCUUUCAUAUGCUGUCGGACGUCAUUGCGCUUGUAGUGGCUCUGGUCGCGGUGAGAUUCGCCGAGAAAACCCAUGCGACCAACAAAAACACCUUCGGGUGGAUCCGGGCGGAGGUGAUGGGGGCUCUGGUCAACGCCGUCUUCCUCACGGCGCUUUGCUUCACCAUCGUCCUGGAGGCAGUGGAGCGCUUCACCGAGCCCCAUGCGAUCGAGAGCCCCUUGAUGGUCGCCGGGGUCGGUGCGGCGGGGCUGCUGAUCAACCUGCUCGGCCUCUGCUUGUUCCACGGACACGCAGGCAGCGGACACGGACACUCUCAUGGAGGUCACUCUCAUGGAAAUAAGAACAAGAGGGGUAAAAACGGCAAGUGCGAAAAUUCUGGGAAUGGGUCUUCAGGAGAGGAGACCAACAACUUGGUGGGAAAUCAUAACAGCCCAGGAGAUGGGAGACCUAGAAAUGAAAUCAGCUGUAAAGACAGCACAGAUGUGCAGAUGAAUGGCAAUCCCCACUUUGAGGACAUGGACCAUGAUCUAGACGCGUCGCAGCUCAACAUGCGCGGGGUCUUCCUGCACGUGUUGGGGGACGCCCUUGGCUCGGUCAUUGUGGUGGUCACUGCUAUAAUAUUCACCUUCGUGUGGCAGCCCUGUAUAGAAGGCGAGACGUGUAUGAACCCCUGUAUCAACAGCCACUCCACGGACCACCAGCACGUCAAUAACACGCUGGUCGACCUGCUGGAGGGUCCCACUGUGUCGUCCAUGAAGUUUGCAGGCCCCUGCUGGGUCCUCUACCUGGAUCCCACACUCUGCGUCAUCAUGGUGUGCAUACUGCUGUACACUACCUACCCACUGCUCAAAGAGUCAGCCCUCAUUCUGCUUCAGACCGUGCCCAAGCAGAUCAACAUGCACCGGCUCAACGAGCGGCUGCUGAGUCUGGAGGGCGUCCUGGCCAUCCACGAGCUGCACAUCUGGCAGCUGGCCGGCAGCCGCAUCAUCGCAACGGCACACAUCAAGUGCCAUGACCCCACUUCCUACAUGGAGGUGGCCAAGCGCAUCAAGGACUUCUUCCACAACGAGGGGAUCCACGCCACCACCAUCCAGCCCGAGUUUGUCACGUUCAGCUCUGAGUCUCGAGACUCCCUCUGUGAGCUCUCCUGUCGGACUCAGUGCGCCCCCAAGCUGUGUUGCGGCUCUGCGGACAAAAACGAUAAGAAGGCCAUCGGCGACGGCAAGGCUGCUGCCGCCUCAGCCCUGGAGGUGAUCAGUGAGACGCUGGAGCAGGAUGCAGGCGUUGAGGUGCUCCCCCGGUCCGAACCCGAGAUUACCGUCACCAGAGAGGUGGAGUCGUCUCUGUGAGAUGGAGGGGGAUAGAAGAAACGGAGGAGAAGCUGGACAACCACCAUCCUGAAAUCAUCGUGUACGCUGUUAUCUUUUUGACCCGUGUCCCUGAAAUGAAAUCAUUUUCUUGAGCUUUUAUUCCCUGUCAUUGCCCCCCUGUUAUGGCUGAAAAAUCCUCCCCUCAUCCCUCUGCUGUGGUUGUGCAUUUCAGCUGUUUCUUUUCAUCUUUCUCCUCUCUGAAUAGCUACUUCAAUCCCCUCCCUCCCAGCCUCUCCUCUGUCACUCGGCCCCUUCUCUUGUUGCCCUGGCAGUAUGGUGGCGAUGCAUGUUGGGGUUCACUGACCAUAUCUCCUCCAGGACGGGAGCAAGGCCUGCAUGAGUGUCCCUCAUUAGCACCGUGUUGUGAUGCGUCAUCUCGUCCUAUGGUGUUUCUGUGCCAAAGCUUCUCACUGCAGGACUGGAGGGAUCUGAGAGACGUCCUUUUGUCUUAAGGACACAAACAACACAUGCAAGUCGGAGCACAUAUCACUAGGUUAUGUUAUUUAGCCUUUGGACCUGUUUGCAAAGAGUCUACCUAUUUUUUGUUUUGUUUUUUUGUGUAGGCUUUGAGCAGAUCUAUUUUCUUACCCUCUGUCCCCAAAUGGAAGAGUAUUGUAUUGAGUAAUAAUUUAAGUAUUUUAAGUUAUUAGAAAUUAUCUACUUCUCUCUGUAGAUGCUGUUUGUAAUAUUUAGUUUGGACGAUAGAAACAUUUUUUUGCAAUUUCUCUGUCUUGACUUUUUGGACAGACCAUCUAUGCUGUAGUCAGUUUUUCAAAUGUGACGUUUUAUAAUAAUUUUUUGUUUCUCAAGACUUUUCUCUGGCCUUGGCUCAGUUUUACUCUCGGUCAUCAUUUGGAUACAGAAGCCGUAUCAAAACCUCUCUCACAUUGCCUUUUAAAUACAAAAACCUGCUGUGGGUAAAGCACUGGUAGACGCAGUGUAACUGAACCUCGGACACAGUCACCUAAUUAAAUGUUCAUUCCAAAAUUAGAUGCCUUGCGAGCCAGUGGGUUGUGUCUGUCGUGAAGAAAUCAGCACUGUAUGCCAUUAAUAAAACACCCUCCUCUGUAUCUGGCUGUAUUGGAAAGCUUUCUGAUGACGGCUGUUUUGUUUCAUUUAAAAAUCCUCAUGAAUGUGUUCGCCACCAUGUCACAAUCCGUGCUGAUGCUGAGGGAGUUUUUAUAUUUCCAGGACGUUCUGCUGUGUUUGCAUGACCAAACUGAGACCUGGUGUUCAACUUUCAGGAGCUCCACAGAGAGCUCCAGUUGCUGCUUACCAGUACCUGCUGGUAUCCCCAACAUUACUCGUGAUGUUUAGGAAGUGACUCAUGUUAAAGUUCGUCUGUCCUCUGCUUUGGACGGCUGAGCAGGCUGUUUUUGAAAAGUUAAAGUCCAUAUGGUGGCCUUUGAAUACCCCCUCAUCACCAUAUAUAUCAUUUGAAAGCUGUUUCAGAUUUCCACUCCUGAGAAAAUGUGUAUGCAAUAUAGAAAUAUGUGCUGGGAAAUGUAUUUUGAUGCGUUCCUUCAUUUGUAAUGUUCGGUCACUUUUAUUCUGUGUCUUUUAAAACUUGAGCUCUAUGUGCAAAUUGAAACAAGUGUUUUUUUAAUUUUAGAUAUGACACAUCUACUGAUGUGUUUUUGAUAUUCUAUAUAUCUACAGUACCUGUCCAAUGUGUCAUUGUGAAAUAAAAAAAAUAUGGCUGUUUGGUACAGUUGAUGAACCAA